AUGGGAAAGAGCAAGAUGGACGACGCUGCGGCUGCGCGUAUCCGCAAAGCCCGCGGUGACAAAGACGACUUCGCUAAGCGUGCCACCAUGGCUGCCCAGGCCAAUAGAGAUAGGGAGGCGUCAAGUAGAGAGCAGAAGGGUGGCUACUCGGGCAGUGGAAGUAAACAAAGACGAUUAACAGAAGAGAGGGGUUCAAUGAAGGAUACGGGAAAAGAAAGCUGGGCAGGGCAGGUUCGGCGAGUGUCUCUGGUGAGUUGCACAUUCCACGAGGGGUAUGGCGGAGAAGAGAAAAGAGAGUACUGA
This is a messenger RNA of Colletotrichum aenigma, 303 nucleotides long. RefSeq lists its product as uncharacterized. Lineage: Eukaryota; Fungi; Ascomycota; Sordariomycetes; Glomerellales; Glomerellaceae. Bases 1 to 303 code for a protein of 100 amino acids. The record is from RefSeq and is a predicted model, not a curated record. The transcript has 3 exons.